Molecule: messenger RNA, 2289 nt
Organism: Rhinocladiella mackenziei CBS 650.93
Lineage: Eukaryota; Fungi; Ascomycota; Eurotiomycetes; Chaetothyriales; Herpotrichiellaceae
Exons: 1
Coding region: 1-2289 (762 amino acids)
Cellular component (GO): VCP-NPL4-UFD1 AAA ATPase complex
Molecular function (GO): polyubiquitin modification-dependent protein binding
Source: RefSeq, a predicted model, not a curated record
AUGGCAUCACCAGCGGAUACCCUGAAAUGGUCGGCUCAACUUCGAGUCGCACCCCCAAAUCGAAGACUCGUGGGAGACAAAAUCACCUUGCCACAAUCGGCCCUCGAAGCCCUCCUCGCCGCCGCUCCGGUGGUUCCUGUUCAGAACAACGCCUCGAGGAACCUUACCUCUUCCUUCGACCCUUUCAAUCCUUAUUCCUUCGCCGCGGAGCGCCGUGCCCGCGAGGCCUUGACCGAUCGGCAGCAGCAGUUACCGCAUCCCCUCACCUUUCGUAUUGUGAAUCCUCGCAAUGAAAGAGCUGUGUACGCCGGAAUCCGGGAAUUUUCUGCAGAUGAGGGGACGACCGGAUUGAGCGCCGGCCUCCGAGAGGCUCUAGGUCUUCACAAUGGAGCGACACCUUCAUCUACGACGAGAGAAAGCACGCCUGGUGGCGACGUGAUCAUGACCAAUGGCACGGACACUCCGACAUCUGAGAUCCUCAUGAUUCAUGCCAAACAACUCCCCAAAGGAACAUACGUCAAAUUAAGGCCUCUGGAAGCAGGGUACGACCCUGAGGAUUGGAAGUCGCUGCUCGAACGUUAUCUGCGAGACAAUUUUACCACUUUGACCAGUGGAGAAUUACUGGUCGUCCCAGGCGCCCAUCAUGAGCAGUUUCGGUUCCGGGUGGACAAAUUGGAACCUGAAGGCGAUGGCAUAUGCAUUGUUGAUACCGAUCUCGAGGUGGACAUCGAGCCAUUGGAUGAAGAUCAGGCACGUGAAACUUUGAAGAAGAGACUGGCAAAGAACAGACGCGAACAAGAGUCACCAGAGGGGAGCUCCCUUGGUGGACCGUUGAAUCUGGAGCAAGAACAGCAAGGCAAAGCCGUACCAGGUCAUUAUGUGGACUACGAAUUGAAAGAUUGGGAUCACCAAGACGAUCUGGAAGUCAUCCUACAAGCCUCCGAGGACACCGCCUGCCUUGAUCUUCUGAUCAGUCCAUCCUCUUCACGACAACGGUCGACACCUCGGGAAGACGAAUUUGUCUUUGGUGAUAUGAGUGGCCGACCCACGAAGCGAAUCAAGCUUUCUCACACCAAUUCGGACCUGGAAGAUGCCGAAUCCUUGCAUCUGACGGUACAUGCUUGGAAAGAUCCGAACAACGACGUCCAUGAUGGUGACCGCCCGAUUCCAUACACCCUCCAAGUGACAACAGCCGUCUCGGAGUCCACUACCACGAACGACGUACCCUCACAACCGUCUCCAGACGAGGUAAUAUGCAAGAAUUGUCAUCAGGUGGUCCCUAAGAGAACACUCCCCUUGCAUGAAGCCUUUUGCUAUCGAAAUAACGUCCGCUGUCCGACAUGUUCCGACGUGUUUCUCAAGAAUUCCGAGUCGUACAAGAACCACUGGCAUUGCCCUCAUGAUGAGGAACACGGAAAUGAUCCUGUAUCCCAUCAGAAACAUGAUGCAAUCUUUCACCCCGCCACCCCCUUUCAGUGCCCGAAUUGCGAUUUCCAAGCUUUUGACCUGCCCAUUCUGGCACACCAUCGGACAACGACAUGCCCCGGGAAAGAGAUUCUUUGCCAGUUCUGUCAUUUGGUGGUGCCGCAACGAGGACCCGAAGAUCCACCGUUUACGGAUCCUGAAGUUUUGAUGUCGGGACUCACACCACACGAGCUUACGGAUGGUGCACGGACAACAGAGUGCCAUCUGUGUAGCAAGAUAGUCAGACUGCGGGACAUGAAGACUCACUUGCGACUUCACGAUCGAGAGCGAUUUGCCAGACCGAGGCCGAAGCUGUGCGCAAACGGCAUUUGUGGCAGAAUAAUCAGAUCUGAUGACGAGAUGAGAGUGCAGAAAGAACAAUUAGGUCUCUGCAACGAGUGUUUUGGCCCGCUAUACGUUGCCAGUUACGAUCCUGAAGGGAGAAUGUUGAGAAGGAGAAUCGAGAGAAGGCUUCUGCAGCAGCUCAUGGGCGGCUGUGGCAAAUUAUGGUGUCGCAACCCUGACUUAUGUAAGACUGGACAUAAAAAUGUCACCGGUCAGGACCGAGUCGUCUCUGCCAAGGAUGGAUUGGUCAUGAUCAAACCCAUCAUGGACGACCUUUCCCACGGAGGGACCUCCAAGCUGAGAUUUUGCGUUGAUGAAGCCUGUCAGACGCGAAGAAUCCUAGCGACCAUGAUGACUGGCGAAGGCGAAUAUGAACUAGAAUGGUGUGCCAAGGCCCUUGAGGAGGAGAGAGGCGACGUUAGUCGUGCCCGAGAGUGGCUUAAGAAUCGGGCUCCAAAGAUCGGUGAGGUUCUUUCUUGA